Messenger RNA from Penicillium taxi, 3102 nucleotides. RefSeq names its product acetyl-CoA synthetase-like protein. Gene Ontology annotation, molecular function: phosphopantetheine binding; medium-chain fatty acid-CoA ligase activity. The record is from RefSeq and is a predicted model, not a curated record. The transcript has a single exon. NCBI's taxonomy places the organism in Eukaryota, Fungi, Ascomycota, Eurotiomycetes, Eurotiales, Aspergillaceae. Gene Ontology annotation, biological process: biosynthetic process; fatty acid metabolic process. The coding region runs from base 1 to 3102 and encodes 1033 amino acids.
AUGUCACCAAUCAGCGAAGCGAAAGGAAUCCCAUUGUCGAAGAACAUUCCGAGCCUCGAUGAACUUUUUUGCAAUGCAAUCAAAAGUUAUCCGGAAAACUUAGCUGUCAUAAGCACUCAACAGCCGGCAGAGCUUUACAACAUCCGCAGUCAACCUCUCGACGACGACGAGUACCUUCACCAGCCUUACCUGAGAUGGAAUUAUCGAGAUCUUGACCAAGGUAUCAACCGGCUUGUCAAUGCAUUAGCAGCCAGAGGGAUUGGCAAGGAAUCUCCCAUGUUCAUUUUCUUGCCUAAUACUGUUGAGUAUGUCAUGGCCACAUGGGCUGCAUACCGUCUGGGCUGUGUCCAUGUGCCUAUCAACCCUCGAAACCUUUCAAACCAGACUGAAGUCAAGCAUAUGAUGGAAACAGUCUUGGAGAGCUUUCCAUCCCAGCAAACUGUUAUAAUAGCUGCUAGCUGUGAUUCGGCUCAACGGAUCGAUGAUUUGGCACUUGAGCCUUGUCUUCGGAUCAUCUUGGGUGGCCAAGCUGACAACUGGAUCUCAUUUGAGGAUUUGAUGAAAGAUGUGGGUUGUCUCUGUGUAACUUCGUCGCAGAAGUUCUGGGAUCCUACAGACGCAACGGUCCUCUUCACAAGUGGGAGCACUGGCUUCCCCAAGGGAUGUUUGACACGAGGUUCACGGGUUGUUGCCGCCUUGCAGUGUCGCAACAAAAAUCGAACUAUGGUACCUGGGGACAAGGUUGCAAUAGUCGUGCCAAAUAAUCACGGCUUCGGUUUCAAUUCUCUGAUACCGCCCCUCACUCGUGGAGCAGCUGUUGUUUUUCCUGGACCAAGCUUUGUCCCGCAAGAUGUGAUGGGAUGCCUACAACGGGAACAAUGUACUCAUAUGUCGAUGGUACCAACAAUGGUACACGCUCUUGUUACCCUCGGAAAUGUGAAGAAAGGAAGGGGGAUCAGCUCCCUGAGGCAGAUAACAUUGGCAGGGGCGCUUGUGACCCCAGAUCUAGCGAGAAUGUGCUUCGAUCAACUCGGAUCGUCGACUGUGGAGAUUCUCUAUGGAAUGACAGAGGGAACUGAAGUCUCAACUGGACCUGUCAAGGAGUUUCAUUCCAUCACCAAAGGAGGACACAUCUCCAUCGGGGUGCCAGCUCAAGGCUCAAAGGUCCGGAUAUGUGCUCCUGGUAGUAUUAUUCCUCUUGCGAGGGGAGUUCCGGGAGAGCUGAAUUUCUCUGGUCCCGCACUAGUCACACAUUACAUGGGCAACGGCUCUGGCCGAUUUUACGACGAUGGUAAUGAUUAUCCGUGGUUUGCCACUGGAGAUAAAGCAGUCAUGGACCAUGACGGUCAACUUUACAUCAUGGGGAGAUAUAAAGAAACAAUCAUCCGUGGAGGAGAAAACAUUGAGCCCGGUGCUAUUGAGACGAGUUUGAGCCAGGUUCCUGAGCUCAGCAUCCUCGAGCCACAGAUUGUUGGAGUAUCAGAUCCUAUUGCUGGUGAGGUUCCAGUCGCUGUUGUCAACAAAGCUGUCGAUCGAGGCGUGGCAAAAUUCCUUCAAGAUACCAUUCGCACCAACAUGGGAAUGAUGUAUGUGCCAGCUGAGAUAAUACCCUUGCAGUCACUUGGGCUUGAAGAUUACCCUAGAACAAUGUCAGGAAAAAUUCAGAGGGAAAAGCUUCGGGUGACGGUGCAGAAGUAUAGGGACGAGAAAAAUCUGAACCGAGUCAAAGACUCCUCUGAUCGAUUCAUCUAUGAGGAGAAGCUCAAGCAAGUAUGGGGACAAUUUUUGGGACUCGACGCCAAGUUCAUCACCGCAAAUACUGAGCUUUCUGCAUUUGCUGACAGCGAAACAUUGACAUUGAUACGGGAGAAAAUUUGGAGGGAUGUGACAACGAACGUUUCAUUGUCUAAAUGGCUUGCUGCUGACACUAUCAUGGAACAACUUCAGCUUAUUGAAAAGGCAAAUCAAGAACAAGUUUUGCAUCCUGGGUCGUAUGAAAAUCAACCAAUGAGCAAAUUUCCGGAGAAAACGGCAGAGCUGCUCAUAUCCUCCAUCGCAGCUGAAAGGGAUAUUGAUAUUGAUGAAACUACGCGGCUGGUCGAUUUGGGUGUUGAUUCAAUCAUGGCUAUCACAAUCCUUGACCGGGUGAUGAGAGAAACAGGUCAGAUGCUGCCUCCAUCGCUAUUCUUCGACCAUCAAACAGUCGCACAGUUCAGGAAAAGCCUCUGUCCUUCUUCAUCUCCAGCUUCUCAUGGGUUAUGCUUCUCAAAACUUCUCCAUGGCGAGCCCAAUCCCAGAACUCCUUCAUUGUUUCUCUUUCCCCCAGCUUCGGGAUAUGCCUUCUCAUAUAGUGGCCUUCCUGAAUUUCCCGACAACCUAGCUGUAUACACGCUGGGAUCUCCAUUUCUCACGACCGAAAACCUCAACUGGACGGUCGAAGAUGCAGCAGCCGCAUAUAUCGAGACCAUACGCGCCAUUCAACCUUGCGGUCCCUAUCUUCUGGGUGGUUGGUCGAUGGGCGGUGCCCUAAGUUACGAAACAGCUGUUCAGCUAUCUAAGGCAGGAGAGCAGAUUAAAGGACUGAUUCUCAUAGAUAGUCCAUUUCCAAGCCCAAUACAGAAUCUCCCAGACUUGACGAUUGAGCUUCUGGACAUGUUGAAUUGGUUUCCACCGAUUCGUCGCCCAGGGAAACCAGAUAUCGAAUUUCCCUUCCAUAGGAAAAAGCACACCAUUGAAUCCUUCCGGGCGCUGAGCAAGUAUAAGCCACGUGCAAUCAAUGCUUCAAGCUGGUCAACUGAUGUACCAGUGAAAAUCUUCAUGAUAUGGGCAAAAAUAGGAACCACCGAGAAGCUUGUGAGUAAGAUUGACGAACAGGCAGAGAUCGUGAAGAAGUAUGGUUCCAAGACGGAAAAACGUGCCUGUAACAAAUGGCAAACGGAGCCCCGUCAGUCCCUUGGACCAUCCGGCUGGGAUCAGGUUGUUGGAGUGGAGAACGUGGAGUGCCACUCGUUAGAGGCAGACCAUGAGACUAUUCUUGAGGACCCCCAGGUAAGUUUCCAUCAGCGAGACUGUCUAACCCUUGACCCCUCUAAUGAUUUGUGA